AUGGCAGUCGAUAGAUUUUCUUUGGGUGGUAGUCAGAGAAGUUUUGCUUACAGAGUACCCAAAUGGAGAAUUCCAGAUGUUAUUUUAUUGAUCGUUGUAGUCAUUCUAAGUUAUCCAGUAUACUAUCAAGAACCUUUCCAAAGACAAUUUUAUUUGAAUGAUUUAACAAUAUCACACCCUUACGCUGUACAUCAGAGAGUCGAUGACUCAAUGUUAUUCGUUUACAGUUUCUUGGUUCCAGUUAUUGUUAUUCUAAUCGUAUGGGCCUUACUAGCCGAUAAGAGACACAGAUGGUACCUAUUAUACAUCUCAUUAUUAGGUCUAUUACUUUCAUGGUUCACUACAUGUUUGUUUACGAAUUAUAUUAAAAACUGGAUUGGGAGAUUACGUCCAGAUUUCUUAGAUCGUUGCCAACCUAAACCAAACUUACCAGUGGAUAUACUUCUUACAGCAUCUGAAGUGUGUACUGCAGACAACAAGAGUAUUCUUUUGGAUGGGUUUAGAACAACGCCAUCUGGUCACUCUAGUGAAAGUUUUGCAGGGCUAGGUUAUUUAUACUUGUGGUUAUGUGGUCAGUUACUCACUGAACAUAUUCAAGUUGGUAUUUGGAGGAAAUACCUUGCAAUGUUACCAUUGAUAGGUGCAUCCUUGGUGGCAUUAUCUAGAACACAAGAUUAUAGACAUCAUUUCGUAGAUGUAUUAUUAGGCUCUGCGUUGGGCUAUAUCAUUGCACAUUCCACAUACAGGGUCUACUUCCCAGCCAUUGAUAGCCCUGUUCCAUUCAAGCCUUUACUCGACGACUCUGCAGUUACCUUUGAUAUUGCAUUUGAUGCUAUCCCACAACAGGAACCUGCUCACGAUGAAGAAGAUCAAACUGUCUCCACUGGUGUAUAA
Molecule: messenger RNA, 894 nt
Organism: Maudiozyma barnettii
Lineage: Eukaryota; Fungi; Ascomycota; Saccharomycetes; Saccharomycetales; Saccharomycetaceae
Gene: DPP1
Product: bifunctional diacylglycerol diphosphate phosphatase/phosphatidate phosphatase
Exons: 1
Coding region: 1-894 (297 amino acids)
Biological process (GO): phospholipid metabolic process
Molecular function (GO): phosphatidate phosphatase activity
Source: RefSeq, a predicted model, not a curated record